Messenger RNA from Chiloscyllium plagiosum (whitespotted bambooshark), 1134 nucleotides. The record is from RefSeq and is a predicted model, not a curated record. Lineage: Eukaryota; Metazoa; Chordata; Chondrichthyes; Orectolobiformes; Hemiscylliidae.
AAUCCAAAGAUGUGAAUUGGUCGUGCUAAAUUGCCCGUAGUGUUCAGAGAUGUGUAGGUUAGAUGGGUUAGGCAUUGCAAGUGCAGGAUGAUAGGGCAGGGGGGUAGGUCUGGCCGGGAUUCUCCUUGCAGAGUCAGUGUGGACUCGAUGGGCUGAAUGGCCCAUUGUUGGGAUUCUGUGAUUCCCAUUCUCUAACCUUUGUGUGUGCGUAUGUUCCCACCCCCAGGACUCUGUGCUUGUUCAGAGCUGAAGAUAUUUGCUUCCACGUGCAAAGCUGGGAUUGUGAAAAUUUGGGACCACAACAAUCAGCUGAUGAGGGUUCUCCACCUGAAAGCGGUUGCUGACAGCAUCUCAUUCUGUAACGAUGUUGGUAAUAUUCUCCUGGGUAUCGAACAUAACCUGUAUCUCAUGAACAGUUCUGAGUACCUGACCCAGCAGUAUAUGCUCCGGAUAGCAUGUAGGGAUGUCAGUGAUCCUGUUCCCGAUUCUCCUGUUCCCAUCUCCAGCACUGCUGUCAAUUCCCUGUCUGCCGAAGAUCGUCAGCGUCUGAGAGGACCCCAUUCAUUCAACAGCCCGGAAGGUCGUGUUGUUUUGCCAGCUGAGCCUGAUAUAGGAUAUCUGGAAAGACAGGAACACCUGAAGGAGGCAUAUGCUUCAUUGGCUGCGAGAGAUGAAGAAAUCCGUCUGAUCCAGCGCGGGGAGAUGAGAGGCCGGAAAAAACCUCCACGUACAAAGGAAAUCCUAGAGGAAGGCUUCCGGAAAUACAUGCAGCUCUUGUAUGCUGAGCCUCUUCACAUAGAGAUCCCUGAGAUUCCGAUUUACGAUCCGAAUGAGCAGCAGGUGGACGUGACCAGUCUCCUGGAUCGACCCCAUCGAUGUAAGAAUAUCGUCAGAGGAUUCUUCCCACCAUUGGCACUGCCGGAACCAUGGUGUGAAAUCACAGAGAACGAGAAACGAGCAAGGGGCAUCGGGAGGGGGCGGGGUUACCAAGAUGGCGGCGGUUGCCGUGGAAACGGGAGUCGGCGAAGCCUGAGGCCUAGGCCCCGUGUAUGGAGCCCGCGCUCUGUGUCAUCCUCCCGCGACCGGCGCUCCGUGAGACCGGGGACUGACAGCGGCCUGAGUGGAGAGCUGUGA